Trichomonas vaginalis G3 is the source of this 597-nucleotide messenger RNA. RefSeq lists its product as uncharacterized. The record is from RefSeq and is a predicted model, not a curated record. NCBI's taxonomy places the organism in Eukaryota, Parabasalia, Trichomonadida, Trichomonadidae. The transcript has a single exon. Bases 1 to 597 code for a protein of 198 amino acids.
AUGGCUCGAUUUUAUAAAUUGGGCAAAGUAAAUAUCAAUGUUAGCGGAUCUUCUACUCAAUAUAUUAACGGAAGUAGGCAAUUAACUAAACCGUCUUACGCAGUUGACCAAGUUGAUAAGACAUACGACUGGUGUUCUAACUGUGGUAACACUCCUGAGGAACAACCAUGGAUUGUCUUUUCAAUCAAAGAUUCACCGUUGUCAAUUUCUGGCUACUAUUUGAGAGUUGGAUGCUGCAAAUACAAUGGCUGCUGUUGUGAAGAACUAGGAUAUUGCUCACGCUGCUGCCUUUACAGUUGGGCUUUUCAAAUUUCGGAUGAUGCCAAGAAUUGGAAAGAAGUUCAUAGAGUUGAGAAAGACAUUAAGGCAGAGUACUGCGCGGAAAGACAAUAUGAUUUCAAACAAGCUUAUAAGGCAAAAUAUUUUAGGUUGAUCCAGACUGAAGCUUGCCCUGGAGAACCCCCUUGCUUAUCAUUAAACAAGUUUGAAAUGUUCGGAGAUCCAAAUGGUGAAGAUGCUUCUUAUAUAGUUUAUAAUGAAGAUGAAGAAGAUGACGUCAGCAUUAUUGGACAUCUUUCAAAAGAGAAUAGAAUUUAA